This is a messenger RNA of Alligator sinensis (Chinese alligator), 1287 nucleotides long. Its product is annotated as triggering receptor expressed on myeloid cells 2. The coding region runs from base 94 to 732 and encodes 212 amino acids. The record is from RefSeq and is a predicted model, not a curated record. The transcript is spliced from 4 exons. Gene Ontology annotation, cellular component: cell surface. Gene Ontology annotation, molecular function: signaling receptor activity. NCBI's taxonomy places the organism in Eukaryota, Metazoa, Chordata, Crocodylia, Alligatoridae.
GGGAAAAAAAACCCAAAAAACAAAAACUUGCUCUUGGGCAAAAAUCCUUUGAAUCGGUGUUCAGACUCCUCUCUUCUUCGCUGCUGGACGGACAUGGAGAAGCUUGUGCACCUCAUCUUCUUGGUCUCUUUAGCAGAGCUCUAUGCAGCAGAGAACACCACAGUGGUAUACGGCAUGGAGGGAGAGACCAUCUCCAUCAACUGCACCUACGGCCCCAAGGAGCACAAGUGGAAAGAGAAGAGCUGGUGCAAGCAGGUCGAUGAGACGCAAUGCCAGCACGUGGUCAGUGCCCGCCGCUUCUGGCUGCAGUUCCUGAAGAACAGGAAUGGCACCACAUCCAUCUCAGACAACAUUCACAAGGGGGUGCUCAUGGUGACCAUCAAGAGGCUCCAGAAACAGGACGCUGGGUUGUACCAGUGCAAGACUGACUUCUUAGGGACAACAAGGACUUUGCAGAAGGUGAAGGUGGAGGUGCUAGAAGGUCAAACAGAGACCCAGGUGCUGGAAGAUCCCAGAGCUGUACACAGCAUCUCUAGNAGCCUGCCUGCACCUGACUUCAGCCUCCUCUACAUCAUUGCUGCAUUUCUGACCACCAAAUUCCUGGCAGCCAUCCUGAUUUUUAUUGUCGCCACCAGCAAGCGAAGCAAGGGGACAGAGGAGGACAGCCACAGCCGGAACGAACAUCCACUUCUCCUGCUUCCACGUGACCUCCGUGAGGGUGCUCACAGAUGACCUGACCCCCCCUGGGAUUCUGGGACCCAGAAUAUGACUAAGGGCAAACCUUUGCUGUUGCCAAGGUAGAGGAUAAAAUGCUUAAAGCAGCUAGGCAGAGGCAGUACUUAGCUCACACUCUCCUCAGGGGUAUCAACCUGUGCCUCAUCUCUCACCACUUUUCUAACCCAUAUUCCUAUUUCACUUCCAGCACAAGAGAACCAGCUGGACACAUGGCAAGGAGGAAAAGGGUAGAGCCAGACUCCCAAGGUCCCCAUCAAAGAUGCCCACAUGCAGAGCUGUUGGCACAGGUAUGGGCAGGGUGAACAGACUCUGCUCCAUUUUCCCUGUGCUCUCAGCUCAGUGCCGGGACAGAUAAACCUUUGCUUGCCCUGCCAGGUUUUCUUUCACUGCAAAAGAAAGCAAUGAUGCACAUGUAGCAGUGUACUUUCCCUUAGUGCCACAAAAGGACUUUGAGGGUGGUCUCAGCCAUGGUGGGCAGCCUGUGGCCUGAUCCCAAGGCAGUAGACUCAGUACAGCUGCAAUACUAAAAUAAAUAAGCAUUGUUUCAUCUCA